AUUGAAAAAAAGGAAACAACCACAACCCAGUCCCGUCACACGUCCUUUGUCCCAGUCUGCCCCGCCUCUCGCUCCCGAUCCCUUCUCUCUCUCAAUCUCGUCAGAACAAUCAUCGCCGCCGCCGCGCCCACAGUCGUGUGCCACGAUGAACUGCCCAUCCCAUCGCCAUCGGGCGCCCGCCUCGGUCGCCGUCACGCAGCCCGUGCACGCCGCCCUUGUACGACCUGCUCGCCUCCACCACCGCAAGAGGCGUCUCUUCCAAGGCGCCGCAGCAGCAGCACCAGCAGCUGUUCGGCGAGAUCGCCGACCAGGCCAUCUCCAAGUUCCGCAAGGUGAUCUCCAUCCUCGACCGCACCGGCCACGCCCGCUUCCGCCGCGGCCCCAUCCAGUCACCGCCGGCGCCGCACCGGCCACGCCCGCUUCCGCCGCGGCCCCAUCCAGUCUCCGCCGCCGCCGCCUCCUCCAGCUCUGGUCGCUCCUCCUCCUUCCCCACCGCGCCCUCUCGCCAUCGAGCCGUCCAGGCCGGCCCCUUUGACCGUCGUGGCGCCGGUUUCGAUGGCCGCCCCGGUCCCGCAGCCGCAGAGCCUCACGCUGGACUUCACCAAGCCGAACCUGACCAUGUCGGGCGCGACGUCCGUGACGUCCACGUCCUUCUUCUCGUCGGUGACCGCCGCCGAGGGGAGCGUGUCCAAGGGCCGCAGCCUGGUGUCCGCCGGCAAGCCGCCGCUGUCCGGGCACAAGAGGAAGCCCUGCGCCGGCGCGCACUCGGAGGCCAACACCACGGGCAGCCGAUGCCACUGCUCCAAGAGAAGGAAGAACCGCGUGAAGACAACGGUGAGAGUGCCGGCGGUGAGCGCGAAGAUCGCCGACAUCCCGCCGGACGAGUACUCGUGGAGGAAGUACGGCCAGAAGCCCAUCAAGGGAUCCCCUUACCCACGAUCCAGUGAAGCGCCGCCGAUGUCUGGGCAGCAGACGAGCGCGAGCUUCGGGGGCGAGCGCGAUCUUUGGGGGCCAUAGUAUCACCGGGGAGGAGGGCAGACAUAUGAGGGGGAGGCUGCUCGCCGAGAAGAAAGCCAACCAGCUUCUCACCAGGGUACGUAACUGAUUUCCCCUUUGCAAUAUUAGCUGAUCAUUGCUUUUGUCAUUAGAAGAAAUCUUAGAUUUGGCUGUACACGGUGGACAACAUAGUUACUCAUCUUCUAAUCAGAGAUUAUUCUUGCAUAGGAUGUUCAGUCAAAAACAGAUCCAAAAUUGCUUCCAUAUUCUUCACACCCAGUCCAUUUUUAUGAAAAGCUUUCUUGCUGAACCUCUUAUAAAUGCCUCUCCUGAUAUAUGUAAGGAGUGGGUUCAAUGGUAGUAGAUUGAUUUAAACCAAGGAGAACACUGCACAUUGAGAACUAUUGGAUAUAUAAUUUUUCCCAAUGGCUUGAGAAAGAAAUCCAUAUUAGUUAUAAAUAGGAAAAAGUCCUCAUAGACAUCUGCUCCUGAUAGACAAAUGUUCCUGCACAGAAUGAUCUGAAACAUGUUCGUGUUACCUGGCAUGUCUAUAAAUUUAUGAAGAAAUACACACUUGUAUGAAGAAAUAAUUGGAUCAUUUAUGAAUAGGGUCAUGCCAGAUACAUGGAUAAUCCUUUCUCAUGAUCUAGCAGAUAUAAAUUUCUGAAACUAAGAUGGAUGAGUCUGGUAUCGGCUUAUAUUUACUGAAUUGAGAUAUGAAUGUACUGUGUCAUCGCAGAUUGUAUAGAUAUAUAAUGUCGAGGAUCAGAUGGGUAUUCUUCUACAUGGUAACAGCUGAUGCGAGAAUGUUGUUGUUUAUAAUUUAUAGUGACGAAAAGGAUGGCACUUUGAUCACAUCCAUUAUGUGGUUACUCAGUUGUAAGUUAUAGGGCAUAUUCAGUAUCAUCAGACUUGUCCUUUCUUUUGUUUAUUCAGUUGUAAGUUAUAUGGAAUAUUCAGUGUCAUCAGACUUGUACUUUCUUUUGUUUACUAAGUUGUAAGCUGUAGGGCAUAUUCAGUACCAUCAAACUUUUGUUGUUAUAGAGGUAUGAAGAAACCUAUGAAUUGUUAAGAGCACAUGAUCUUCUGCUAUUUUCCCCACCCUUUUGGCAGCCAAUGAUAUUUUCUUUAUCUCUAUGUGUAAUCCAUAUUAUUUGUGCCAAACAAAUUUCGAGUAUAUAGCCGCACCCUUAAAAUCUCACAACCAGUCCUUGGAAUGAUAAAGUUACUACUUCUAUAGGAACUUCUGUACCAGCACAUACAACUGAUUGGUGGCACACUGUCAUGUUUAUAUCAAUGAUACUUUAUGGACAGGUAAGCCAUAGAUGCUACCAUAUUUUCCAUACAAAAAGUUGCCAUCUGCGUGCCCUUCCAAGUCCUUGAAGUCCAAAACUUGUGAGCUUUCUUUCUAUAAUUUCUUGGUAUUUGCCGCUAAAUGUGUAUGGACUGAAUUUAUAUUUCAAAGUUUAUGAAAUGAUUCAGAGUAUGUUGACCCCUGAGUUCUGAAGCCUUUUGAUGUAUGUUUCUAUCCUGAAAGAAUCGAGGCUAAUUGUCCUCUAGAAGAGAAAUAACAUUGUUCAUGCUUAAACAAUAGGAAACAUCAGUACACUUCUUAUUCACCAACGAAAAAAUGUGUCUGUAAUACGCAGUUAUUAUGCAUGGGCAUGGCGUUGUUCAGGGACGUGGUUGGUGGGCAACGACCGACGGGUCCAUUCCAACACGGCAACCUUCGGGCUUGGUGGCUGCGCUGCAGGAGAUGAGUGGCUGCGGAGGUGCAUGACCAGCCGCUUCACGUCUUCCUGAAUCAUGGAGCAGUCAUCCUCUGCUCCCAGGUACCUUAGCCAUCUAUAUGCACGGGCGGUGCUUCCCCAAGCUCCCGUCGAGGCAAGGCGCUGGUGGCCUCCACCCUCCCUGGUUUUUCUUCCAAAGGUCGUCUGCUCAUCCCCGGGAUCCCCUCUCAUGUGCGCCGCGGUUUUGGAUUUGCCGACGACAUGCUUGAGGUGCAGCCUCUCCCCCUCACCCCCCUCUCUUCGUCCUGGUUUCAUGAUCUGGUCAUGAUUGGCAUCGAGGGAGUGAUGUUGGGCUGGAAGGUGAGCGAUGUUGGUAUAGAAGGAGAGGGAUCAAUUUUGGGCUUACUCUCUUGUGAAUUUCCUUUGUUGACCUUGCUCUCUUGUGAAUUUCUUCAGAUAUGUUGCCCAUAAUUCAAGCUUUGUAGAAGGCCAAAUCUUUCUAUAUGGCCUUGCUGAACCUUAUUAUUCUCUAUUGAACAUUGCAGAUGAGGAUGAAAGCUUAGUCGGUAGACUAUUUGGUACAAAAUGUGUUAGGGCCUUGCUGUGUGAAUCAGAGAGAGACAAUCAUGCUGAACUUGAGACAGUUAAUUCUUGGAACAAGUGAAUUAUUAGAAAAGUAAA
Molecule: messenger RNA, 3407 nt
Organism: Hordeum vulgare subsp. vulgare (domesticated barley)
Lineage: Eukaryota; Viridiplantae; Streptophyta; Magnoliopsida; Poales; Poaceae
Product: probable WRKY transcription factor 11
Exons: 3
Coding region: 556-1017 (153 amino acids)
Biological process (GO): regulation of DNA-templated transcription
Molecular function (GO): DNA-binding transcription factor activity; sequence-specific DNA binding
Source: RefSeq, a predicted model, not a curated record